This is a messenger RNA of Prionailurus viverrinus (fishing cat), 2353 nucleotides long. It is a transcript of the gene KCNS1, whose product is annotated as potassium voltage-gated channel modifier subfamily S member 1. The coding region runs from base 170 to 1666 and encodes 498 amino acids. The transcript is spliced from 4 exons. Gene Ontology annotation, biological process: potassium ion transmembrane transport; regulation of delayed rectifier potassium channel activity; protein homooligomerization. Lineage: Eukaryota; Metazoa; Chordata; Mammalia; Carnivora; Felidae. Gene Ontology annotation, molecular function: protein binding; delayed rectifier potassium channel activity. Gene Ontology annotation, cellular component: voltage-gated potassium channel complex; membrane. The record is from RefSeq and is a predicted model, not a curated record.
CGGCGCCGCUGGGACAGAGACGAUCCCUGCCUGGCCAGCGGCUCCCCAGCCACGGAGCCCUCGGGGACUGAAGUACCUGGUGGGCGCCCUGGAGGGGCCUUGACAGAUAACAGACCCAAAGCCCAGAGCAGGAGGAGACUGGCCUGAGGACGUAGAAGUGACGGAGGCCAUGGUGAGCGAGUCCCCGGGGCCCGGCGCCCGCGUGCCCUGGCGGCGGAGCGACGAGGCGCUGCGCGUGAACGUGGGCGGCGUGAGGCGGCGGCUGAGCGCACGCGCGCUGGCCCGCUUCCCGGGCACGCGGCUGGGGCGCCUGCAGGCCGCGGCGUCCGAGGAGCAGGCGCGGCGCCUGUGCGACGACUACGACGCGGCGGCGCGCGAGUUCUACUUCGACCGGCACCCGGGCUUCUUCCUGGGCCUGCUGCACUUCUACCGCACCGGCCGCCUGCACGUGCUCGACGAGCUGUGCGUCUUCGCCUUCGGCCAGGAGGCCGACUACUGGGGCCUGGGCGAGAGCGCGCUGGCCUCCUGCUGCCGCGCGCGCUACCUGGAGCGGCGCGUGGCGCGGCCGCGCGACUGGGACGAGGACAGCGACACGCCGAGCAGCGUGGACCCGUGCCCCGACGAGAUCUCCGACGUGCAGCGCGAGCUGGCGCGCUACGGGGCCGCGCGCUGCGGCCGCCUGCGCCGCCGCCUCUGGCUCACCAUGGAGAACCCCGGCUACUCGCUGCCCAGCAAGCUCUUCAGCUGCGUCUCCAUCGGCGUGGUGCUGGCCUCCAUCGCCGCCAUGUGCAUCCACAGCCUGCCCGAGUACCAGGCCCGCGAGGCGGCGGCCGCCGUGGCCGCGGUGGCCGCGGGUCGCGGCACGGAAGGCAUGCGCGAUGACCCGGUGCUGCGGCACCUCGAGUACUUCUGCAUCGCCUGGUUCAGCUUCGAGGUGUCGUCGCGCCUCCUGCUGGCGCCCAGCACGCGCAACUUCUUCUGCCACCCCCUCAACCUCAUCGACAUCGUGUCGGUGCUGCCCUUCUACCUCACGCUGCUGGCCGGCGUGGCGCUCGGCGACCGGGGCGGCGCGGGCGGCGAGGACCUCGGUGACCUGGGCAAGGUGGUGCAGGUGUUCCGCCUCAUGCGCAUCUUCCGCGUGCUCAAGCUGGCGCGCCACUCCACCGGGCUGCGCUCGCUGGGCGCCACGCUCAAGCACAGCUACCGCGAGGUGGGCAUUUUACUGCUGUAUCUGGCCGUGGGCGUGUCCGUGUUCUCCGGUGUGGCCUACACAGCCGAGAAGGAGGAGGAUGUGGGCUUUGACACCAUUCCCGCCUGCUGGUGGUGGGGCACGGUGAGCAUGACCACUGUGGGCUACGGGGACGUGGUGCCCGUGACGGUGGCUGGCAAGCUGGCAGCCUCAGGCUGCAUCCUCGGGGGCAUCCUGGUGGUGGCGCUCCCCAUCACCAUCAUCUUCAAUAAGUUCUCUCACUUCUACCGGCGCCAGAAGGCUCUGGAGGCUGCUGUGCGCAACAGCGACCCCCGGGGGUUUGAGGAUUUGCUGAGCAGUGUGGAUGGGGUGUCGGAGGGGUCUCUGGAGACCUCCCAUGAGACCUCCCAGGAGGGAAGGUCUGCAGACCUGGAGGCCCAGGCCCCGAGUGCACCUCCAGACUCUCAGGUUUAUUAAAGCCAGGGCUCAGUGUCCUCCUUCCCACACCCCUAUAGUCAGCUGAAGCAGCAGAGAUCCUUCCCUGCUUACAUGGUUCAUGGUGGCCUCACUGCUCAGGAUCACUCCCCCAGCCCUGAGAAGUGGGGACUGGGUCCCUUCCUCUAAAGGCCCAGGUUAGGAUGGUGUCACCCUAGGUUCUGUGAGCCUGGAGAACAGCCCAGAGACUUUCGUAAACGAACCUCCAAGCUACUGUGAAGCAGGCAUGUGCUACAGAGAAAACCAAAAGGAUGCUAACGGGUCAUGAACACUCCCUGCCUGUCAGCCCUAUCACACUCAGCCCUGUGUUGGAGGAUGAGAAUUGGCCCCAUUUCGCAGAUGAGGAAACUGAGGCUCAGAGAGGUGCAAUGACUCGCCCAAAUGUCUCCCAGUUAGAAGUCGUGGAGCCAAGUUGGGAAUCCAGAUUCUUUGGUCGACCAAGCCAGUGUUCCUUCCAUGCUGUCUUUCUUCUGCCCUCCUAAAGUUUGCAUGUGGUUUUAGGGGGUUCAUGAAUCCUGAGAAGAUCCUCUAUCAGGGCUAGGGAAAGGCCCAGACAGAGGAUUCAGAUGUAGGAGCGCUGGACCUCAGCUGUGGUCCUUUUCCAUGAGAUUCUUUUUUUUCUUUUUAAAUGUUUAUUUAUUUUCAAGACAAUGUGAGACACAGAAUACA